CUGAAUGGCACAAUUCGUCAUCGAAUAUAAUUACAAAUCUUCGACGGACAAGUUGACUGACUGCGAAGGAUUUUCUUCGAUAGGGUUACGAAGAUACAUUGACCAGCAAAAAGUCAAAGAAACAAGUAGAAGUUUUCAAAGUGUAUAAAACUAAUUGUUUUUGAGCCUCCAGAAAUGAUUGUGGAAACAAAUAAACUCGCGUCACUUUUGAGUAAAAAGUUGAGACAAGGGUGGUGCUUGAGACUUGUGUGAAGUUGAAAUUUGUUCGUUGUGAGUUAUAUGACCUGAGAAAACUUCAUUAAGGCUCCUAUCGCAUUCAAAGUAUGGAAUAAAGCCAACUAUGGACCUUUGCAUAUAACCAAAUAUAGAAAAGAAGCAAGUGACGUGUGAAGUUUACUCAAAGAUAAGGACUCGACUAACAUUGCGGAAAGACUUUGUCUUGUGGAAAUGUUCAAAUUUUUGAGCCAAGUCAAAAAUAAAUAUUCUGGAAAGCAAACGUCUAUUUCCAAAAUAUCUUCUUUUGUUGUUCAAAGAUUCGAGUUGUCCUCGAUAUUUGUGAAACGGUCACUUCAAACCAACGGUUUAACCGUUCAUACUAUAUAGAAAUCAUGUCUUCUAUGGACUCUAAUUCUUAUACUUCUGAAGUAUCUAAUGAUAGUGCAUCAAGUUUAGACAGUCAGGAUACAACAAGUAACCAAGGAGUAACAAAGAAAUCAAAAAACAAAAGAAACAAAGGAAAAGGCAAAUGGAGGAAGAAAAACGACUUUAACCAUUUGAAUACUGAUACAACGAAUAAGAUUCUGUCGAGGAAGGAAUUCCAAAGUUCCUUUGAAAAAAUAGUUGACUUGCUCGAUUAUGACGGCUUAAUUUCAGAAAUAAAAGCAGAAAAUGAGACUCUCGUCACUUUUCUCUCGACACCUUCUACAGUACAAGUGUUAAUAUGUUUGGUAAUAGAAACUGUUGAGUUUCCCGCAGGUAUGGAGGUCGAUUCAAACAAGUUCAAGUACAAGUUUCCGUUUGUGAUUUCCGAAAUAUUAUCUAUGGAAUGUCUUUCUCUGGCUAGUUCUGGCGCUCUUAAUGACGAUACGCUGAGUUUGUUUUUCAACUUUUUGAGAAAACCUGACAAGGAUCUUGAACCUGCUGCAGUAAACAUUUUUGCAAAAAUUGCGUCAACAUUUUGUCAAAUCUAUGAGGAAACUAUUUUAGACUACGUUCAGAGAAACUCCUGGAUAUUAGACUCUUUGCUAGAGAAAAUUCAUUUCUAUCCACUGGCCAACUUUUUAUUGCAGCUACACCUUCCACCUCUCCCAUUUACAGAAGGAUGUGAUUCUUCCACAGAAAGUGCUCAGGAAAUGACUAUUCAUUGUUGCUAUGUGAAUGAUUAUUUUCUUUUACAUCAUCUUGCAGAAAAAUUUCUUCCUAACUCUCUAUCCCAUUUGACUGAGACUCAAAGACAGGAAACUAUCCAUAAUGCUGCUUUUGUAUUCCUUGGUCUAGCUUUAAGAACCAUUCCCUAUCGUGAAUAUAUCGCAAUUCCUCCUGAACUUGACAUUCUUUGCGAAAUUUCGCUGUUAGGAUCAUUAUUAAGCUAUGGAUUGGCAGAGGCAAAUAACAACUUAGAGUGUCUGAAUGAUAGCUGGUACUCUCCUGUACUGAUGAAUGCUUUAACUAUCAUUUAUGAGAUACUUGGAAGUCUAGUACUAGGUUCAAAGAAUGAUAGAUGGAAUGCUGAUGAUCGCUAUUCUACCGCAAUCUUGCUUCAGUUUGUUCAACAAGGAAUAUGGGAAUGUUCCAAAGACACCGAGAGACUUGUCUUCGAAAUUGAGGCAGAGAUUGUUCCCAAAUUUGGUCAACUUGCAAGUCUUCUUUCGAUGAAUAAUGACCAAGAGAAGAACAAAUUGAAACAGAAACCUCGUUUGGGAGGCCUACGAUUGAAAAUUGCCGAGUUUUUUUUAAUUUGUUUAGUGACUUGUAGUAAGGAUACGAUCAUAGAAAUUUUCAAUUUUCAAGUUCCGCAGCUUCUAUUGACCUUAUUUGUGGAAUGCGAUAUGUGCAACAUUUUGCAACAUCAAGUGGCUGCACUAUUGUCUUUUACACUCCAGAAGACGGAUGCCGAGCUCAGCAUUUGUCAGAAAUUGUGGAUUUUAGAAUGUCGCCUCUUUUCUUGGUUUAUUGAUGCUUGGGAGUUGAAUUUUAUUUCGGAACAACAACAUCAUAUAAGGAAAAGUUACAUGGGUCAUCUCAUUCCUCUAGGCAAUACUUUAGCCACGAUGUUAGAAGAAUACGAGAAUGAAUUGUUCGAAAUUAUCGACGAUGACGUUCUUUCUAGUUUCGAGAGAAUUCGUGACCAUGAUUUGCAAAUAGAAAAUGAAAUCCAAGCCACGGAAAUAGGAGGAAGUCAUCCCAUUUACUCAAAUGAGGAGAGGAAGUCCAACAAGCUUCAAGUCGAUACGCUUGGAGUGGACUUUGACCAAAUCAUGGGUGGAAUCAUUUCCUCUGAUGUUGCCACCAUUCAUAUGUUUUCGGAAUAUUUGUAUGAAGAUGACGAGAGUCCGACAGAAGAGGACAAUCAAGACGACGAAGAUAAUGAUGAUGAAAAGAUACAAAUGAGUCAAGUAGAAAAUGGCAAUGAAGAUGAAGCUUUGAAUAUUGGCAGUAUAUCUAAAAAGAUAGUAACCAAGUCACUUGGGUCAUCUCAUUCACCAGAAAGUUCUUUAUCUAGUCGUUUUGCACAAAUGUUGGCGAUGAAUGCUUCAGAUAUCGUACCCGUAUCCAACAGAAAACUUUCGUUGGAGAGGAACAACAAACCUCACAGAGAAUCUUACGAAAAACUGUCUGAACCAAAAGAAAACACAGAAAAGGAUAUUUUUGAGGAUGAUAGUUUUCUCUGGGCGGUUCAUGAUGAAGAGGAAGUCAAGGAAAGUACAGCGGAGAGAGACAACAAGUUAAUCUCAACAAAACAUAAUACAUCUUCCAAAGUUCGGGCUGACAACUCGAAAAACUUUGUGAAAAGGAGGACAUUUUUGUCCAAUCAUCAGUUAUCAAAUGGUAGUCAGUCUGCUAUGCAACAACCGAGUGUCAUUUUAAGGGACAGCCAAGGACAUGCGAUUGGAACGAUUCAUAGUUCGGCUCAUUCUAACAAGAAACAAGAAACAACGAUUCCAAUCGGAUCAUCUCAUGAAACGACAUCAUCUCAGGACAAAAAGAAACCUCAAGACGAAAAGAAUAACGACGAAACUGACGAAAAGGACAAUGCCAAGCUGAACCAACCGAUAAGAACAUCAGAAAGUCGAAUUCCUCAAUUGCUGAAUCAAGACCUUACUACCAAAGCUAUGCUUCCUCAAGGAAAAAGUUCUAUCGUUUCUAAUGCUUCAAAACUAUAUCGGCGUAAGAAGGAAACAGAUGAAGUAAAAACUGCACAAUACAAAGAACCAGCGUGGCAGAAAGAUCACAAUGAUGUGUUUUCUACAUUGGUUAGAAACUUUAUGCAGAAUUCCUUCUAUAGAAAUCAUAAUCAAAACAGCAGUUCAAGAAAGACAAACUAAAUAUGGAUCUUUUCAAGGUAUGUUUUGAGAUAUCAAUGCAUCUCCUUGUUAUAAACAAUAAAUAUGUCGAGGAGAAU
This is a messenger RNA of Galdieria sulphuraria, 3622 nucleotides long. Its product is annotated as SIT4 phosphatase-associated family protein. The record is from RefSeq and is a predicted model, not a curated record. Gene Ontology annotation, molecular function: protein phosphatase regulator activity; protein phosphatase binding. NCBI's taxonomy places the organism in Eukaryota, Rhodophyta, Bangiophyceae, Galdieriales, Galdieriaceae. The transcript has 8 exons. The coding region runs from base 609 to 3545 and encodes 978 amino acids.